GCCGAAUCCAGUGAGCUAGAAGUCCACCUGAGCUAAUUGUCUUCUGGCUUUCUCGUCAAACGCAGCAACUCUCUGGCUUCUUUCCGGAUUAGCAUUUUUUGAUUUAGCACUCAGGGAGAAUUUGCCUUUUUUCCGAAUUCUUUCUACUUCUCUUCUUCUGUUCUUCAUAUAUUCUCUCUUCCUUUCUUAUCUUGACCUUCUCUUUUACAUGCUCCUCUUCUGCAGCAGAAUGUCUUUCGGCAGUGGGUCCGUCGGCACGACCAAGGACCCACAGUUGUUCUCGCUCACGAGUCUGUGCGUUUUUUUUUGCAGUUACACGGUCUGGACAGAACCGGGACCGGGGUGGAAGGCUGUGUACUUCUGUUCUGGUGAUGGGAAAGCAAGCACCUCCGGAAAACUAGACUGUCCUCGUCGGUGCUAUCCUCCGGCUGCAACGGCCACGAGGAGAACGAUCAGCAAUACUUGCUCGAUACUGUACCCCUUCUCGUCUCUCAUAUCACACAACGAUCAAGACCGACCUGCUCGUGAUAAUAGCAAAAAAGACCACGUCGCGACAGUCAUUUCCAUCUCUCUUCUCGUCCCCAAGUCUCCCACCAUAAACACAAACACAAGCGAAAGCCGAAACAAGCCACUGAUCAGAGUUGGAAACCAUAUAUCUACACUUUCUCCUCUUCCUUCUUUCUCUCAUUCAAUCUUUCCCGCGCAAAGUUUACAUCGUCGCGCGCAGGUCGUGCCCUGCAUGACUUUCGUACGCUGACAUGCUAUCAAAAGGACUCACUCUCUUCCCUCGGGAUCAUCCUUCCCAGACCGUACGUACAGGACAUGCCUGCAUACAAAGACCCAUUGCGGGGCGAGUGUAAGACCACCUCGGCGUGAUCCUGCACUCUGCUGUUCAACCGCGAGAUAUCUGUUUGUCCGCAUUGAGAAAUCGUCGGUCCGGCAAAAGCGGCACACCGUCGUCUGAUUUCUUGAUUCCCUUUUUUGCUUCAUUUUCGUUUUUAGAGUCACUUUACUUCUGCUUUAUAUCUCAUGCGUAAAUUUGUGACCUGUAGAAAUGUUCUAUAAAUAACAAGUUACUAGCCA
Molecule: messenger RNA, 1083 nt
Organism: Myxozyma melibiosi
Lineage: Eukaryota; Fungi; Ascomycota; Lipomycetes; Lipomycetales; Lipomycetaceae
Exons: 2
Coding region: 209-757 (182 amino acids)
Source: RefSeq, a predicted model, not a curated record